CUUGGGAGCUUUUUUUUUCUUUUUUUGUACUCUAGUGCCGUGCGGGCUGGUCCCCCGGUCCCUGAAUAACCGCCUUCUACCCCCUCGCCACUCCCGCCCAAGGUCGCCCCUCCGCCGUCCUCGCCCCGGUCCCGGGGUGGGGGGUGGGUUGCAGAGCUUUGUCCCCGCCCUGCCCACGGGUGUCUCCGCAGCCGUAGCCGCACCUGCCUCAAUAUGAAUGGGUUCAACGACCCACCUCUUUUUAUAAAAGACAUUAAGCCCGGACUGAAAAACUUAAAUGUCGUCUUUAUUGUCCUGGAGAUAGGACGCGUGACCAAAACCAAAGACGGCCAUGAAGUGAGAUCGUGCAAAGUAGCCGAUAAAACUGGCAGCAUCACUAUUUCCGUGUGGGAUGAGAUCGGAGGUCUUAUACAGCCGGGGGAUAUUAUUCGGUUGACCCGAGGGUAUGCGUCCAUGUGGAAAGGAUGUUUGACACUUUAUACAGGAAGGGGUGGUGAACUUCAAAAAAUUGGGGAGUUUUGUAUGGUUUAUUCAGAAGUGCCAAAUUUCAGUGAACCCAACCCAGAUUAUCGAGGACAGCAGAACAAAGGGGCACACAGUGAACAGAAGAAUAAUUCCAUGAAUAGUAAUAUGGGUACAGGUACAUUUGGACCAGUGGGAAAUGGUAUUCAGCCCAACCCUGAGUCAAGGGGAUACCAGUUUUCAUAUGCUGGUAGAAGCAAUGGCCGGGGACCUAUAAAUCCACAGCUGCCAGGAACAACUAAUAACCAGACAGUACUGACCACAAUAAGUAAUGGCAGGGACCCUCGGAGAGCCUUUAAGAGAUGACUAUGCCAAUGCUCACAUGUGGUUCUGAAGCGCUGCGUGUUGUACUUGAACACUUACUGCACUUUUAUUUAUUGUUAACUGUGAAAACUAUGUACUUUAUUGGUUUCCUUUUCCAUAUUUUUUGGUUUGUUAAGAAGAGUGAUUUGUUUUUAUAGCAAAACUGUUAAGCUGCUCAUGUCUUCUGUUGAAGAAUGGGAACACUCUGAAAAGUAGGGGCAUUUAUUUUUAGAGCAAAAAUGUUGGAUAUUCUCCAAAAAAACUUACACCCAUCUCAUGGGUGAAUUAAGACAUAAGUUUUAUAGCCUCUAUGAGUCUAUCUGCUGUACAGAUUUUGUAAUGUUAACAUAAGGCUUAGUGGGAGAUGUUCUUUUAAUUCAGAUAAUUGCCAAUUAAAGCAAUAACUAGCAAAAAAAAAAAAAACUGACAAAGAGCCGACACAAGGCUGGUCAGGCCUAUCAGCAGUGUUUGGGGAUUUGUGACUGUGGGAAUGAUUGACUUCAUCACUGAGUGACUGCCAGAGGCUGUUUGCAAGGACUGAAUCAUUCUAAAUUCUUGUUUCACAAAAAAAAAAAGAUUGACAGAAUUAUGGAACAGAAUGUAAUCUGUACAGUAAUCAAUGAUUUUAGUGGAAAGCUGCAUUUUCUUAUAUUUGGCUAGUGCUCUUAACAUUUGUUACCAAACUUGGUGGAUUAUGUUGAAGGAAAAUUUAAAACAGGACUUGAAUAUUUAUUUUUUCAAAACGACCAUGUUAAAUAUUAAAAUACAAUUUAAAGAAGCUACAAAUUCAUAACAAAUGUUGAUCUAAUUAUUUUUUGAGAGAUAAUUGUGGCCAUCACAGUAAAGGUUACUCUUUCAGGUCGAGUUUAUGUGAUGAUAGACAGUCUUAAGUUAUGGAUAUUAGGCACUUGGGAUUUCCAAGCCUCAAGUGACUAUUGUAGGCACUUUAUUUGUGAGGUAUGUGUGUGUGGUCAAAGUUUCUGAACACAAUUCACAUAGCCUUAUUAGCAAAAGUUAAGUGACUUUCAAAGAUGCAAUUACAGCUUUAUUCAGAAAUGUAAAGAGGGGGGUUAUUUAUGUGCUGUUGAUGGUACCCGCAUCGCCUUUUACUUUUGUAGGAGUGGAUAACUGGUAAAUUUUUGCUUUGUUAGAAUUAAAAUCCAUCUUGAAUAUUAUCUCUUGAAUAAAACCUGCGUUAAUAACAGA
Molecule: messenger RNA, 2031 nt
Organism: Ochotona princeps (American pika)
Lineage: Eukaryota; Metazoa; Chordata; Mammalia; Lagomorpha; Ochotonidae
Gene: NABP1
Product: nucleic acid binding protein 1
Exons: 6
Coding region: 214-828 (204 amino acids)
Biological process (GO): mitotic cell cycle checkpoint signaling; response to ionizing radiation; double-strand break repair via homologous recombination
Cellular component (GO): SOSS complex
Molecular function (GO): DNA binding
Source: RefSeq, a predicted model, not a curated record